Messenger RNA from Eremomyces bilateralis CBS 781.70, 357 nucleotides. RefSeq lists its product as uncharacterized. The annotation marks the transcript as partial. Gene Ontology annotation, molecular function: RNA polymerase II cis-regulatory region sequence-specific DNA binding; DNA-binding transcription factor activity, RNA polymerase II-specific. The record is from RefSeq and is a predicted model, not a curated record. Gene Ontology annotation, biological process: regulation of transcription by RNA polymerase II. The transcript has a single exon. NCBI's taxonomy places the organism in Eukaryota, Fungi, Ascomycota, Dothideomycetes, Eremomycetales, Eremomycetaceae.
UCGUACCAGACCACCGACACGCUCCCGAUCGGCAUAUCCCAAUCGCCCGACGGCAAUUCAGAAGCUCGGCUGGGUUCGCAAACCCCGGUCUCGAAACGCGACCAUCAUCUAGCUCGAAACCGACUCGCGGCCUCUAAAUGCCGGCAGCGAAAGAAAGACUGGGUGGCGCGCCUGGAACAACAAUACCGCGAUCUAUCGGCGCAAAAGGUGGCGCUGAGCGAGACGGUGAUGCUGUUGCGAGCGGAGCGCCUCCAACUGAAACAGCAAUGCUUGGAACACCAAGAGUGCGCCUGCGAAGAGAUACGGACGUACCUAAAGAAAAUGCUGGACAAGCAACUCAGCGUCGCGGGACUGGGG